Molecule: messenger RNA, 2298 nt
Organism: Plasmodium knowlesi strain H
Lineage: Eukaryota; Apicomplexa; Aconoidasida; Haemosporida; Plasmodiidae
Product: tRNA modification GTPase, putative
Exons: 1
Coding region: 1-2298 (765 amino acids)
Biological process (GO): tRNA methylation; tRNA wobble uridine modification
Cellular component (GO): cytoplasm; mitochondrion
Molecular function (GO): GTP binding; protein binding; GTPase activity
Source: RefSeq, a predicted model, not a curated record
AUGCAUGUAACGUUGUCCAAACUGGUAGGGUUCUUUUUUGUAACUCACCUUGUUAGCCCCUGUAACAGUGUAAAGAGAAGUAACCGCAGAGGAGAAGCUCUCGUUUGUUUCAUCCCCCGGAGUUAUUUCUUUUACGAGAAGAAUGGCAUCUCUGGUGGGAGGAAAGCGAGGUGGAGGAGUUGUGAGAACAGGAAGGGAGGAAGAUUCGCUGUGAAUGACUCAAGGGAGAUUUCUCCCGGGGGAGGUAACACUAAUGACACGGUUGCCGCGUCUGUCAUGAAUACCGCUAAUACCUCCAAUACUAGUAAUACCGCUAAUAACUCCAAUAAUGGUAAUGUCGCUAAUACCUCCAAUACUAGUAAUACCGCUAAUACCUGCAGUAUGGCCCUGCGGGAGGAGUACCUUGCGAGGAUGCUGAGCGAAGGAGAUACGAUAUAUGCGUUGAGCUCGGGCAGGGACGUGAGCGCCAUAGCGGUGGUCCGUAUGUCGGGUUCCCUGAGCAGGAUCGUCCUGGAGGUGCUCUUGCAUGGAGGAGAAAAUCAUAUAGGCAAUAAGAUAUGCGGUGAGGGAAAUAGUGAGUUCUCCCCGGAGGAGCCCCCCCCGGACAUUCCCGCGGGGAAAAAAAAAACAGAAUACAGCCUAGACCAAGUAAUAAAGCUAAGGAAAGACUUCGAAGAAAGGAAAAUGUACCACGGAGAGAUAUAUAGCAAUUCCAACGAACCGAUCGACCAGAUAAUGUACACCUUCUUUAAGGGACCCAAGUCCUACACAGGAGAAGACAUAGUUGAGAUAUACUGUCAUGGAUCUCCACUAAUUGUGAAUGAAAUUAUGGAUGAGAUCGAAAAAUUAAAUACCCUGUUCAGCAACUUACUGAAAACUGAAAAGCAAAAGUAUUAUAGCCAAAAUGAUAAAAAAGAAAAUUUCACCUGCACAUGUUCAGAAGAAAUUUGGAACAAAUUAUUAACCCCACGAAAUGAUUUUUUUUUUAACAAAAUAAGGUUAAGUAUGAAGGGAGAAUUCACCAGAAGAUCUUUCUUAAAUGGGAAAAUGAAUUUACUCCAGGUGGAAGGAUUGAAGGAGUUACUUUGGUGCAAGAAGAAAGAACAAAAAAAAGUUGCGUUGAAUUAUUUAAAAGGACAGGCAAGGAAUGUCUACGUAACGUUGCGCAAUAACAUGAAGAAGCUUCUGCUGUACACACAAGUUAAAAUCGACCUGGAGGACGAACACUUAUCCUCUAAAGAGGAGAGAACAAAUAUCAACCAAUUCAUAAAGCUCCAUCUGGAAAACGUUAUUGAAAGCAUUAGGAAAAUUUUAAUGAAACCAAAUGUGGAAGACUUAAGUAACCCCCUUGAUGUUCUUCUUUUCGGUCAGGUCAAUUCUGGGAAGAGCACUUUGAUGAACCGUAUUUGUGGUAGUGAUGUUUCCAUCGUUACGAGGAUUAAAGGGAGCACCAUUGACGUGGUCCAGAAGGGAGUGAGCAUUGGAGGGAGGUCCUACAACUUUUGCGACUCUGCGGGGGUUAGUACUCAUGUACUAAGGGAGGAAUUCCUACGUAGGGAUUACCCGAAUGUGGAUUCCCCCUUUGGAGAGAAUACUCCACAUAGGGCACUCGAGCGCAUGGGCGUAAAGAAAACAAUCAAGUACCUACGGAAAAGCGCAUGCGUCCUAAUCAUACUGAAUGUGAGGAAAUACGUGGAUGAGCUCAAAUUUGCCCUUUCCAUUCUGCAAAACAAAUUUAGGGGGAAAUCCAACAUGGAGGAAACAACCCCCCUCCUCCUGCCCCAGUUUAUCAUCUGCGUGAACAAGUGCGACUUAUCCAUUGAUGAAACGCACGAUCAGGUGAGGAUCAAAAUAUGGGAGAUCCUAAACAGGAAUUUACAGAACCCCGAUUUUAGAAGAAUAUAUCGAAAUGUUUGGCAGACCAUUUUUUUCGUUUCGUCCAAGGAGGGACACAAUGUGGACGCCCUCUUGAAGGGUCUCAACGAGGUGAUGGAAAUGAGGUAUAAAGGAAAAAACGAAAAAAAAAAUGAAGGAAAACUGGAAGGGAAAAACGAAGAAGAAAACACAGGAGAAAACAUACACUCCCCCACGUUCCUCCCAUUCGAGAGGCACAAGACCCACCUGCGGCGGGCAUUGAAGCACCUGUUGUUUAUAAAGCGGCAUAGGCACCUCCUAACAUUUGACAUCAUCGCGGAGGAAAUAAAGUUAGCUGUUAAAGCCCUCAAUGGGAUCAUUGGUGGAUUCAGCCAGGCCAAAAUACUAAAUGAGAUUCUAGACUCCUUCUGCGUCGGUAAGUAG